CUCAAAACCAUCCCUCUUUCGGCAAAACAAAAAAAAAAAAAAGAAGAAAAAAACAAACAGAGACGCAGAACCCUUUGGUUGAAUCAAUAACCAGAGGGGGGGCAAUUUUUUUCCGGGAAGGAGAGUAAAAUCCAUCAAUCAAUUUUCUUAUCCAAUUAAGUCAUGCCAUUUUUGAGGAUUGAUAGUCCUCUCCUUCCUGGAUUUAGCUUUUGGCAGCAAAAACCUAUCUUUUCACGCUUGUAAAUGCGAUUGUGUGGACUUCUUCCUCCUUGGAUCUGUCAUCUCUUUGCAUGCAUGGGGAGGUAUGUAUUCUAGGUGUUCUUUCUUGACUCAAACUGGGAGAAGCUUUGGGAACAAACCUUUUUGUUCAUUUGCAGUGUUUUCCGGGACUUAUUUUCGUGCUCUUUUGCUUUUGGGGAUGGAAUCUUUUAAGAGAAAAUGCAAGGCUGUUUUCAGUAGCAGAGGUUGUUUUGGAUGCUGUGCUAAACCCCCUACAAUUAUUGCGAUAGAUGCGUCAUCAAAGGGACUGAGAGUUCAAAAACGAUCAGUAAAAAAGUCAAGCAAAUCGAACAAUUUUUGGAGCACUAGUGCUGGUGAUAUGGAGAAUAGUACAAUGCAUUCCCAAGGAAGCCUUUCAUCAAUUAGCACAUUAAACCAGCAGCUUGAUCCCAGUAAUGCUGGAAGCACUAGCAACUCUUCUGAAUUUGUUAAUCGUGGUCUUCUUCUCUGGAACCAAACAAGGCAGCAAUGGCUUGGAAAUAAAAAGACUCAGAACAGGAAGCAAGUUCGAGAGCCUACAAUAAGUUGGAAUGCCACCUACGAGAGUCUACUUGGGAGUAACAAGCCGUUUGCUCGACCUGUCCCUCUUGCUGAAAUGGUGGAUUUUCUUGUUGAUGUAUGGGAGCAGGAAGGCUUGUAUGACUGAAUAAGCCCAGAAAUUUCAAUGAAUCCAUUUUUAUUUGUCUUGAUUUUCAUACAGUUCCUUGGUGCAAAUAGAUUUAUAGGUGCUUGCCUUUUUCUUUUUUUCUAACCUUUAGGGUUGGACAGACAAAAAACUGUAGUGCAUUGUACUUUUACCAGUACCAGUUUUCGUAAAACCUAUCAAGGCAUCAUCAUUGUAGCAGCACCCUGGCUUUCCAUUGGCGAACUUGGGUCCAAUUUAUAAUAUUAGUCUUCAUCCUUGAA
Molecule: messenger RNA, 1185 nt
Organism: Populus trichocarpa (black cottonwood)
Lineage: Eukaryota; Viridiplantae; Streptophyta; Magnoliopsida; Malpighiales; Salicaceae
Exons: 7
Coding region: 305-925 (206 amino acids)
Source: RefSeq, a predicted model, not a curated record